AUGUUAUUAUGUUUAUUUUUAUUGAAUAAAAUAUUGUUAUUAUUGUUAUUAUUAUUAUUGUCACCAUUAUUGUUAUCAUGCAGACAAUUUCAAAGCAACGGUUACAUGUUAAUCCAUAUAAGAAACAUCAAAAAAAUAACAACAUCGAGAAAAUUAUGUGAAUAUGACAAAUAUAUACCUAAUUAUGAUAAUGAUCCUGAGAUGAAAGAAGUAAUGGAAAAAUAUAAUGAACGAUUAGCAAUAAGAUGGAAAGAAUAUGAUGAAUUAAAGAAAGAAAAAGAAAGAAAAUAUAAAGAACAAUACGAUAAAGAUAUAAAAGAAAUUAUUUUAAAAGACAAAAUAGAAAAACAACUAACAAAACAAUUAUCAGCAUUAGACAAAUUUACUGAUAUAGACGAUUUAGCUAAAGGUAUAUACGAAAAAAGGGUAGCAACAAAAACGAAAAAAGGUUAUAAAAAAUCCAAGAAAACAUUAGGUGAUACAUUAACAGAAUGGAACAUUUUACCUAAUAUUGAUAUGUAUGAAUGGAUACCUUUUUCAUCUAAGGAAGCAAAAAUUGAUUGUAAUAUAAAAAAUAUGAAACAUGCUAUUACUAAAGUUGGUUAUAUAGGUCCUAAUAAAUUUACUUCUCUUGGUAAAAAGGAUGGAAAUUAUACUACUGAACUUGUUCCCGUAUUUACUUCUAUUAUGAGUUCUUCUAAUGCGUUCAUUCAAAGAUAUAUAGGGGAUGAUAUAACAUCCAAUGGUAGUAAUUUUAAAAAUAGUAGUAUUUCAUCAAUUUUUAUUUACGCUUUAUGGGAAUUUUUAGAGCAUAUCGUAGCCCCUGUUAUUGCUAGUCUUUUUUUAGGAGGUAAUGGUAAUGGAGAAGAACAGGGAAGUAAAUGUUCAAAUGAGUGUAAGUGUAAAUGUACAGGAUCGUCUUGUUGUACAGUUACAUGUAAGGGAAAAUGUGCUUGCGUGUGUGCAAAUACAGCUACAGCAAAAUGUUGUUGUACGUGUACAAGUGGAGGUGUAUGCUCAAAUUUAUGUAAAUGUACAUGUGAACAUUCAGGUAUUGGGACAUUUUUUAAUAAUUUUCUGCAUUAUUUUGAUCAACUUUCAACACCCUUUUUUGCAUUUUAUAUUAUAGCUUCCAUACUAUUAAUUCUUUAUUAUAUUUUAAAAUAUUAUAGAAAUUUAAAAAUGGAGAAAAAAGAGAAAUAUUUGAAAAUAUUACAAGAUUAA
Messenger RNA from Plasmodium gaboni, 1224 nucleotides. Its product is annotated as rifin. The record is from RefSeq and is a predicted model, not a curated record. The transcript is spliced from 2 exons. Bases 1 to 1224 code for a protein of 407 amino acids. Lineage: Eukaryota; Apicomplexa; Aconoidasida; Haemosporida; Plasmodiidae.